Molecule: messenger RNA, 4459 nt
Organism: Meriones unguiculatus (Mongolian gerbil)
Lineage: Eukaryota; Metazoa; Chordata; Mammalia; Rodentia; Muridae
Gene: Tas2r60
Product: taste 2 receptor member 60
Exons: 1
Coding region: 1811-2776 (321 amino acids)
Biological process (GO): sensory perception of taste; G protein-coupled receptor signaling pathway; detection of chemical stimulus involved in sensory perception of bitter taste
Cellular component (GO): membrane
Molecular function (GO): G protein-coupled receptor activity; bitter taste receptor activity
Source: RefSeq, a predicted model, not a curated record
UUAUGUGUUUAAAUAAAAUACUACUCAUCUUUUUGAAUGAACUUAAUUUACACAUAAUAUAUGCACAGUAAAUGUUUAUGGUUUAUGAUUUGUGCAUGAAAGCACUUUGACAGCAAGUAAUUUACUGUUAUAGCCUAGUGCUUUUCAUAGCAUUAUUACGGAAUAGGAGAUGUUCACAAAUAGUUUUUAAAUCAACUAGGGUUAAUUACAUAUCUUUAAUCUUCUGAGCCAUUGAUGGUGUGGGAGGUAGAAGGAAGAGAUGGGAGUUUUCUAAACUGAAAGGUUUUUGGCUGCCCAAGCUCCAGAGUUCAAAGACCUGGUUUGCCUCAUUUCUCCAGGUUCCAGAAGAAAACAGUCAAAAGUCAGCCAAAGAAACCAGGACACAAGGAGGGAACCUGGAGCUCCCCAAAUGCCUGUGCCCCCGCCCUUUCCCAGGCUAGUGGCCAACAUUGGGAUUACUGAUUCUCAGCCAUGCGUGGAUUUUUCCAUGAUUUCUGGGGAGAUAAACACAGAACCUUAUACUUGUGUGAGAAGCACUUAGUGAGCCGUUUCCUCAGCUUUUUAAUUUUUAAAAAAUAUUUUUCAUUUGUCUGCGUAUGUGUGGUCCUGUGCUCUCAAUAAGGUGUCCAUGUGGAGACCUGAAGACAACUCUGUGGAGCUGUUCCUUUCCUUCCCCCCUUGUGUAGUUUCCAGGGAAGGAACUCAAGUCUUUCAGGCUUGUUGUCAAGCAUUUCGCUCCACUUCCACAUCUAGUCAGCCUCAUGACUAAUCAGCAAAGAAAGAGGGAUCCAGGUGGAAUGCAGAGUUGCUAAGGUUGAAGCAGAUAGAGGUGUAUAUUAUGUUGCUACCUGUGGCAGGAGGGGCUGGUCUUGGAAUCAGUGUGGCUCUUGGUCUUCUGCUGUGACUUAAAUAUGAGUCUUCAUCUGUUAUUUGAGGCUUAAUUUCUUUUUUCUAUGAAAUUAACCUUGAUGUCUUCAUGCAACAUAAUGAAGACCCCAAAGAAAGCCUCCGCCUUAGAACAAGUACUUUUCACAUUACAGAGAAGGACGUAAGGAGCCAGAGGGCUCACUGUUUUGCUCAAACACUCACAGAGAAGAUUGGGCUUGGGUGGAAGUCUGUCUCUAGGUGAGGGCACUCACUGCCUGUCCCACUGGUUUAGAGCUAUCUUGGUGAGAUACCACUGUGAAUGUCACUGCUAACAAAAUAUUUUCUAAAGUUUUGAGAGAAAUUUCCUGCUUCAUUCUGUGUAAUUGCCUCUCUUCCACUCUAUUCUGUGAUGCUGAGUCCUCAACUGAUUAGAACUUGAGCUAAGCUCUCUCAGGAGAAGUUUAGAUCAGUUUCUAUCUCUCUGUCAAGUGAUGUUCUUAUUGUACCUCUUUCAUGUAGAGUUGCUGCAAGAAUUAAAUAUUUUGGGGGCACCUAGAACAAUGUCUAGAACCAGGAAAUCACCUGUCACCCCCAUCAUGGAUAUGAGCUCUGACGUUCCGUAAGAUGCAUGCUCUGUGGAUUUCAUUACCAAGCAGCCCCAGCUGUGUGAUCUUAAAUAUCAGGUUAGAGAAGCAUAACUGCCAAUGUAAGAGACAACACAUGCAAGGCCCUGAUCCAUUAUUCACACUGAUGUUGACAAUGGGUAAGGGAUAGGGAAGCGAGCAGGCAAAUUACAGGCAGGCAGGCAGGGAGACUUUAGAAAGUUAGCCUUGGCAACAUUUGCAUCUCUUCUGAAGAGAGGAGCCCCUGCACCUUCAGAUCUGACAUCCCUUCUCUACCUCAGGCUUGGGGAGAGACUUCUUAGAGCAACAAAUAUCUCUUCAUGGGACCCAUCAUGCCCACAGGAGAAAUGAGCACAGGUCAUACAGUUCUGGGAUGUCAGACUACUGAUAAGACAGUUAUCACUUUAUUCAUCAUUUUAGUCCUUUUGUGCCUGGUAGCAGUGGCAGGCAAUGGAUUUAUCACCGUAGCACUGGGCAUGAAAUGGUUGCUCCGGAGAACACUGUCAGCUCAUAAUAAGUUACUGAUCAGUCUAGCAGCCUCUCGCUUCUGUCUCCAAUGGGUGGUGAUAGGUAAGAAUAUUUAUGUUUUCCUGAAUCCAGCAAGCUUCCCAUACAACCCUGUGAUGCAGCUCCUAAGUUUAAUUGGGGACUUCCUGAUUGCUGUUACUAUCUGGUUCUGCUCCUUGCUAGGAUUCUUCUAUUGUGUGAAGAUUGCAACCUUAACUCACCCUGCAUUCGUCUGGCUAAAGUACAGGGUGCCUGGGUGGGUACCAUGGAUGUUGCUCAGUGCUGUGGCAAUGUCAAGCUUAACUAGUAUCCUGUGUUUCAUAGGCAAUCAUAUGGUAUAUCAGAACUAUGUAAGGAGUGGCCAGCAACCUUGGAAUGUCACUGGGAAUAGCUUAAUAAACUCGCUUGAGAAAUUCUACUUCUUUUCUACAAAAAUAAUUAUGUGGACAAUCCCUACUGUUAUCUUUAGCAUUUUUAUGAGUUUGCUCCUCAUAUCGUUGGUAAGACACAUGAAGAAAACUCUCUUGACCCUCUCAAAACAUCAGGAUAUCUGGACACAGGCCCACAUCAUAGCUCUCCUUCUUCUGCUGUCCUUCAUCAUCCUUUUUAUUUCCUGUUUUCUGACACUGAUAGUCAGUUCUGCCAGCAGUACACCAUUUCAGGAAUUCAGGUAUUGGAUGUGGCAGGUGGUGAUUAAUCUGUCCACAGUGAUACACCCCUUUGUUAUACUCUCCAGCAACUCUGGGCUGAGAGUGGUGAUGAAGAGGGGUUGCUGCUGAAGAUAAGGGGCAACCUGAGGGGCAGUUGAUAACCCUUGGACAGUGGGACAGAAGGCAUGAGAGCAAUGGACACAGCUUCUUUUUUUUUGUUGUUGCAUUUGAUAUUUAUUCCAAUUUUACUACAUGCACUAAUAUAUGAGUAACCUCAGUGCAAGAGGUGAGCUCCAUGAUCUUGAAAAUGAGCUACUGUCACUGAUAUGUACCGUGUUAUCUGGGGGACUUGAUGUCAUCAAUGGACCUGGAAGCUUUGACAUUCCCUGUGAUGCACUUAUCUCCUGGAGGUUAAAACUAUUCCCUAGGUGAAGAGACCCUGACACACCAAGUGAUAUUUUCUGUGCUGAGUCAGACUGGAGAAGAUGCUUAGAACUUUCUUUUUCCCUCUGGACACAUCCCGUGAACCACCCUUCCUUCUCAGCAGUUUAGCCAUUUGCCUUGGGGAUUCCUUCUGUCAUCACAGAGAAACUAAGACACUCCUUGAUCUGAAGUCUGUAGACAGACCAUGGUAUAGUUUGUGCUUGGGUGCGGCAGUGUGUACCAUCUUAAAGGUUCAUAGUUUCAAAUGACCUCAAAUGAGCCCCCUGAAAGCCCAGCAUCUUGAAUCUGUUUAUUGUUGCAGUUCUCUACAAUGGCCUGGUUUGUGAGUUAAGGUUGUGGGUUAUAUUUGCCUCCUUUUGUGUCGACAUAUGGAUGUACUGAAGUUUUUGAUAUGGGCAAGAUCUUCUAUGUUGUUCUAGAAUUUAGGUUUAAGAAGAGAAAGACUCUUGCUUUAAUGAGGAACUGCACAUUGCAACUUUCCUUUUCUUAAUUGUUUUCCAGCCUUUGCUACACUCAUUUAUCCCUAAAGCAAUUCAAACUGACAUUUCUCAAGUUCUGGUCCUGCCAAAAUAUGUCAGACAUAAGACCCUGCUCUCUGCCCAGAGUUUGGCUAUGAGUCUCAGCAUCCCUUGUUGGGCACAGCCUUUCUGAGAUCCUCUAUAGUAGGCUCCUGUCCUGUUCCCUCUCUUUCACUGCUUCUGGUGUCUAUCCUGUUUGCCAUUCUGAAUGAGAUUUAAGCAUCCUCUCUAGGGUCCUCAUUGUUAUUUAGCUUCUUUAGGUGUACAGAUUUUAGUGUGGUUUUCCUAUAAUAUAAUUAUAACAUAAUAUAAAUAUAAUUAUGGUUAAUAUCCACUUAUAUGUGAGUAUAUACUAUGUGUGUCUUUCCAGUUCAGGCUUACCUAACUCAGGAUGAUCUUUUUCAGUUCCAUUCAUUUGCAUGCAGAUUUCAUGAUUUCCUUGUCUUUAAUAGCUGAGUAGUAUUCUAUUGUGUAAAUAGAUAGAAGGACCCAGAGGGGAGAGGAGCUGCACAAGGAGAGCAACAAAGCUAAAAAAAAUCUGAGCUCAGGGGGCCCUGCAGAGACUGAUGCACCAACUAAGGAUCAUGCACGGAGAGGACUUAGACCCCCUGCUCAGACCCCCAUAGGCAGCUCAGUCUCCAUGUGGGUUUCUGAGUGAGGAGAGCAGGGGCUAUUUCUGAUAUGAACUCAGUUUCCUGCUCUUUGAUCACCACCACCCCCCCCCCCCCGGCAAUGUGGUCUUCCCAGGCCACAGAGGAAGAGGAUCCAGGCAGUCCUGAUGAGACUUGGUAAGCUAUGGUCAGCCGGCAGGGGAGGGGGACUCCCUCUAUCAAUGGACUAAGGGAAAGGG